This is a messenger RNA of Coturnix japonica (Japanese quail), 3332 nucleotides long. RefSeq names its product solute carrier family 6 member 20 (gene SLC6A20). Lineage: Eukaryota; Metazoa; Chordata; Aves; Galliformes; Phasianidae. The record is from RefSeq and is a predicted model, not a curated record. Gene Ontology annotation, biological process: glycine transport; sodium ion transmembrane transport; L-proline import across plasma membrane. Gene Ontology annotation, molecular function: L-proline transmembrane transporter activity; proline:sodium symporter activity. Gene Ontology annotation, cellular component: apical plasma membrane; plasma membrane.
UGUAGGGAGAAGAGCCUAGGCUAUGGCUCAAGGAAGUGCUGGACUCAAGGCUGGGGACCUGCCUGGGUAACAAGGACAGUUCUGGGGCUGCUUCCAGGUGCCCAAGGACCUCCUGAGGACCACGGGCACUUUAAAUAACAGCCAGCUCCGACAGCCUCUGCAACCAGCCUUGAUGGUGCAGAAACAUCUUCCCCGUGUCAUCAGAUCCAGGCACACAGACACACCCCACAGAGAAGGCAGCCAUGUGGAGAAGCCUUUGCCAGCCCCACCAUUGCUUCCUUCGUGUGUCAAGUCAGCGCGUGAGCAAUGAAAAUCUCUGGGCUCGCCUCCUUCCCAGAAGUGCCCAUCAAAGCCCAGGCAGCUAUUCACCCAAAGUACCAAUUUUAUAGUGCCGUGUGUGUCUAUAAUCUAUUUACCAGCAUUCCUACUUCAGUAUGUGCCUGUUAAUAAGAUUAGUAAUUAAAAAGCUUGAUAGGAAUUGGCAAGCAUGCCUCCGCCUUGCCCUCCCCUCACAGCCGGGCUGGCGUGGAGGCGGUGCGGGGUUGGCAGAGCACCUGUGGGCCGGCAGUGGCAACAGGACGGCUGCCCACCUGCAGGACAUGGAGAAGGCUCGGCCACUGUGGGACAACCCUUUGCAGUUUGUUUUCGCCUGCAUCUCUUAUGCCGUGGGGCUGGGGAAUGUCUGGAGGUUCCCAUAUUUGUGUCAGAUGUAUGGAGGAGGUGGCUUUUUGAUCCCAUACAUCAUCAUGCUGAUCGUGGAGGGGAUGCCACUGCUCUACCUGGAGCUGGCAGUGGGGCAGCGCAUGCGCAAGGGGAGCAUCGGAGCCUGGAAAAUAAUAAGCCCCUACCUCUGCGGGGUUGGCGUUGCUAGUGUGGUCGUCUCCUUCUUUCUCUCCAUGUACUACAAUGUGAUCAAUGCCUGGGCCUUCUGGUACCUCUUCCACUCCUUCCAGGACCCACUGCCAUGGGCCGUCUGCCCCCUGAACAGCAACCGCACAGGUUACGAGGAAGAAUGUGAGAAGACGUCUUCCACCCAGUACUUCUGGUACCGACAGACCCUGAACAUCUCCCCCUCACUGGAGACCAGUGGGGCCGUGCAGUGGGAGCAGGCGCUGUGCCUGACACUGGCCUGGCUGGUGGUCUACCUCUGCAUCCUCCGUGGCACCGCGUCCACAGGCAAGGUUGUCUAUGUCACAGCCUCCUUGCCAUACUGUGUUCUCCUCAUAUACCUCAUCAGAGGACUGACACUCCAUGGAGCUGUCAAUGGGUUGAUAUACAUGUUUACUCCAAAGCUGGAGCAGCUGUCGAACCCCAAAACGUGGAUCAGCGCCGCCACACAGAUCUUCUUCUCACUGGGUCUCGGCUUUGGCAGCCUCAUUGCCUAUGCCAGCUACAAUGAUCCAAGCAACAACUGUGAGCGGCAUGCCAUCAUCGUCUCCCUCAUCAACAGCACCACGUCCAUAUUUGCCAGCAUCGUGACUUUCUCCAUCUACGGCUUCAAGGCAACGUUUAACUACGAAAGCUGCAUAAACAAGGUGAUCCUGCUGCUGAUGAAUACUUUUGAUCUGGAGGAAGGCUCCUUGACAGCAGACAACCUCAGUGAGAUGAAGGACUACCUCAUGGCUGCCCACCCACAGGAGUAUGCCCAGUUGUCACCCCACCUGAAAAACUGCAGCUUAGAAGCUGAGUUAGACACGGCUGUCCAAGGAACCGGGCUGGCAUUCAUUGUCUACUCAGAAGCCAUCAAAAACAUGGAGGUGUCCCAGCUGUACUCUGUGCUCUACUUUGCCAUGCUCCUAAUGCUGGGCAUUGGCAGCAUGCUGGGCAACACCGCCGCCAUCCUUACACCCCUGACUGACAGCAAGGCCAUCACCUCGCGCUUCUCUAAGGAGGUGAUCUCUGGUUUUGUGUGUUUCAUUAACUGCAUCAUCGGCCUCAUAUUCACCAUGGAGGCUGGGAACUACUGGUUUGACAUAUUCAAUGACUACGCAGCCACCCUUUCGCUGCUGCUCAUUGUGCUGGUAGAAACCAUUGCUGUGUGCUACAUCUACGGGCUAAGAAGGUUUGAGAAGGACCUUUACACGAUGAUCGGACGCAAGCUAAACUGGUACUGGAAGGCAAUGUGGGCUUUUGCUAGCCCUCUGCUCAUUAUAAGCCUGUUUAUAUUUUACCUCACCGACUAUAUCCUCACAGGAACCCUUCAGUACCAAGCAUGGGACGGCACACAGGGGCAGCUGGUGACAAGAGACUACCCCAGCUACGCCCUGGCAGUGAUAGGGCUGCUGGUGGCCUCAUCCACCAUGUGCAUCCCCCUGGGGGCACUCCUGACUUUCGUAAGGAAGAGACUGAAGAGGGAAAGAGUCUCCACUGUUGCGUGAACACAGAGAACUGGAUUGGAAAAGACCUUACCCGCACCACCAGUGAUCGGGCACUUCUGGAUGCCAGCAGCAACCAUUACUUGUAGCAGCUACUUAGAGACAGGAGAAUCUUGGGUGCUAUAUUUACCAAAAAGUGCUCUCGGGAGUUCCCUCAAUGGUACAGAAAACUCUCCUGAAACAAGAUGAAGCUUUAAUAUGGUCUUUGUAAGAAGGGGAGAAGCAGAACAGCAGCUCGCCAGUGCUCUAGGUAGCAUGAAUUAACCAAUGCCAUCUAUUAGGCAAUUCCCCACUCUGCUGUAGCACUGCCUAUCUGGAAAGAGGAGCAUCCAAGCAGGCAUGUUCCUGCACUGAAGUACAAGCAAAUAUCCCUGCCAUUCCAGAAAGCCAACGCUUAACCGCGUGCAUUAUAUGUCCAGCAAUGCAGUUUAUAUCCAAGCUGCAGAAGUUCUUGUUGCCAGAAGCAGCAAACUUCCAAUUGCAGCACACAGUUCUGCCCUGCGCUGUACUUUUUGCUAGGGAUGCACUAAACAAACAUUACAAAUGCCUGCAAUUAAUAAGCUGCCUUAUAAGCCAACCAACACCCAUAUGCCAUACAACUAGCUCUGACAAAGUUCAUAUCCAAGUGUGCUUUAAUUUUAAUCAUGAGAUGCAACAGUCCAGCAGUUCCACAGAACUGUUUCAUUUGCCUGUGUUAAUGUUCUGUAGAAGUACCGUGCUUAAAUUUUAAGGGUCGUGUAGCAGAAAACAGUAAAAUCUCAUCUAUGAACUUGUAAAGAGGUCAGUGAAGAACACAAGAGAAAUGCUCACGGGACACAGGUUUUAAAUGCAGCAUCUUAUUUAACCAUUAGAAGAUGGUAGUGCCUUAGAAAAAGAGGGAUUUCAUUUCAAACAUUCUCAAAGCACAUCAACGCAAGUUUAUCUCCUGCAAAGAGCAGGAGCUCAUUUCACAGCCCU